Amblyraja radiata (thorny skate) is the source of this 10748-nucleotide messenger RNA. RefSeq names its product otogelin (gene otog). Gene Ontology annotation, molecular function: alpha-L-arabinofuranosidase activity; protein binding. NCBI's taxonomy places the organism in Eukaryota, Metazoa, Chordata, Chondrichthyes, Rajiformes, Rajidae. The transcript is spliced from 56 exons. The record is from RefSeq and is a predicted model, not a curated record. Gene Ontology annotation, biological process: L-arabinose metabolic process. Gene Ontology annotation, cellular component: extracellular matrix. Bases 110 to 9265 code for a protein of 3051 amino acids.
UAGAGGCACGGCUCAGAUACUGAGAAGCCAUGAACUACUAACACACCCAGCAUCUUGCACUGGGAACCUUACCUGAAUGUUGAAGUAAUUUGCGUUGGAAUUUGCACACAUGGAGCUCGCAUCCCAGAGCAGAUUAAAGAAGAACUUUUAUUCGAAUUUAUACUAUCUGGUGAUAUUAGCGUCCCAAGUGUGGGGUUCGUGGAAUGCAGACAACGUUCGACCAUCCACCGAGGAGUCUUCAGGGAAGAACGGCAGCCAUACAACACAGAAAGGCGGUAUCGUUUCCCAGGCAGAGCAGAUAUUCCAAACACCUGAUGUUUCUUUGUCGCUUCUUGAAGCCACAUCUCUGGCAUGGAAAUCAGAACCGUUAUUAGAUGGACCAAAAGAUCUAUGUUCACUCCCAUGUCUAAAUACAGGUCUUUGUGCGAAUGCCGAGCAGUGUGAUUGUAGUGAGUUUGGGGCACAUGACACUCGGUGCCAAGCAGUUCUCAGUCGAGGCAAUAAUCGUGAUUUAAUCUGUCGAACCUGGGGCCAGUACAACUAUGAAACCUUUGACGGUCUUUACUAUUAUUACCCGGGAAAUUGCACAUACACACUGGUGAGAGAAUGUGAACAGAGUCAACAAAGUUUAUUGAUUCAGAUCCACAAUGAUCCCGCCUGCAAUUCCUCUCCAUAUUCUUGCCAACGGUCGGUCAGUUUAUUCUUUGCGUAUGAAGGAGAAAUCAUUCUGCAAAAUCAUGAAGUCAUCCAUCAUGGGAAAAGUGUUCAGCUACCUCACACUAUUGGCAACUUGAAGUUUGAACAAGUUGCUGGAUACAUUCUGGUCAGGCAUCACCAUGGCUUUUCCUUGGCCUGGGAUGGUAGUUCUGGAGUCUACAUAAAGAUGAGCGUUGUGUAUGUUGGGAAACUGUGCGGUCUAUGUGGCAACUUCAAUGGAAAUCUGCAUGAUGAUUUAUACACCAGCUAUGGCGUCUUAACAGAGGAAUUAGCCAUUUUCGGUAACAGCUGGACAGAGGAUAUCCCAGAUGUGGAGCCUUGCCACGUGACUCCGAUCAACUACCCACCACCUUGUUCUGGAUUAGACCAAAGUGUAAAUGCGAAUAUAAGAAGUUUGUGCUCUGUACUCCUGGGUUAUCCAUUUACCCUCUGCCAUCAUGAUGUAUCACCCUAUCCAUUUGUGGCCAGUUGUAUGAAUGACCUCUGCACGUACGGACCUGAUGAUAAUGCAACACUGUGUGGGGUUUUGACUGAGUACGCAAGAUCCUGUGCUCACGCAAAUAGACCACUCAAUGAAUGGAGGCAGCUGUUCAACCAGUGUGCAUCAGUUUGUGAUGGUGAAUUUGUGCAUCGUGAAUGUGUAGAAUGCUGUCCUGUAUCGUGUCGUGUUCAGCAAGAAUGCAUCGACACUGAUUUUCAGUGUCUGGACGGAUGCUACUGCCCUGAAGGUUUGAUUCAUGAAAAUGGGACCUGUCUGAAAUCUGCAGAGUGUCCGUGUGUUUUUCAAGGUACUCCCCACAUGCCUGGCUCUGUAAUUCAGAAACACUGCAGCACCUGUACUUGUGCAGGAGGUAUCUGGAACUGUACAGAACACAAGUGUCCAGCGGAGUGCUCUGUAACUGGAGAUAUUCACUUCAAGACGUUUGACGAACAGCAGUAUUCAUUCCGUGCUAUAUGUCAGUACAUCUUGGCAAAGAGUCACCAUUCUGGAAAGUUUACCAUCAGCCUCCAGAACACUCAGUGUGGCACAAAUCUGAAUGGUGCUUGUAUCCAGUCGGUGAGUAUUGUUGUUGAUGAAGAUGUGAAGAAGCAAGUGACACUGACUCACUCAGGAGAGGUGUACCAUUGCAAUCAGUACAGGAUUAGUCUGCCGUACAAAGACGAAUUGUUUGAAGUUACUGAACUUACGUCCAUGUUUGUACAAAUUAAAACCAACUUUGGAGUGCGUCUGCAGUAUGACAGGGAAGGGAGGAGGCUGUACCUGCAAGUGGAUGCAAGAUGGAAGGAGGACACCGUUGGACUUUGUGGAACAUUCAACAACAACAUUCAGGAUGAUUUCUUGUCCCCGGGGGGGAUGAUUGAAAGCACACCGCAGGUCUUUGCCAAUUCCUGGAGAGUCUCCACAGCGUGUAACCGUGGUGCCAACAUUCCGGAGGUGGAUCCAUGUGACACACACCAGCAAUACGCCUCGUAUGCUACUGAGAAGUGUAGCGUUAUCAGCGGCUAUAUUUUUGCAUCGUGCCAUCAGUAUCUGAGUCCAGAACUGUAUCAAGAACAAUGCAGAACUGACACCUGCAAAUGCGGCGAGGCUUGCAUGUGCUCUGCAGUUGCACAUUAUGCACGGUUGUGUGGAAAAUUUGACAUUUUGGUCGACUUCCGGGCCAAUGUCUCAGAGUGUGCUAUUCAGUGCCCCCACACGAUGAUAUAUGGUCCCUGUAUGUCAUUCUGCAAUCGGAAGUGCCAGUCACUGUCUGUGCCAGAAGUUUGUUCCAAAGACUGCACUGAAGGAUGUGCUUGCCCUGUCGGCACCUAUCACAACACCAAAACACACCUGUGUGUGAAGAAAAGUGAAUGUCCUUGUUAUUUUAUGGGUACAGAGUAUUCACCUGGAGAAGUGGCAAUUAGUUCCACGGGAAUGUGGAUCUGUUCUGAAGGCACCAUGCAGUUCCAGAAGCAAGAAACCGAUACCCAAUGUGGACCUGGUCAAACAUACUUUAACUGCAGUAAUCCUGUGAGUGGCCUUCAGACCAAUCUCGGCGUAGGCUGCAGAAAGACUUGUGAAAAUCUACUCUUAAAUGUGGCCUGCCCUGAAACAAUGCCGUGUCUCUCAGGAUGUGUUUGCCCGGAUGGCCUUGUGAAGCAUGAAGAUGAAUGCUUUAAGCCUGAAGAAUGUCCCUGUCUUUGGAAAGGAAAGGAGUAUUUUCCGGGUGAUCUAGUAAAAUCCCCGUGUUACAUCUGUGUUUGCCAGCAGGGGGCGUUCCAGUGCACAUUCCAACCCUGCCCUUCUGUGUGCACGGCCUAUGGGGACCGCCAUUUCAAGACUUUUGAUGGAGUCCAUUAUGACUUUAUGAGUAAUUGCAAGGUUUACCUUGUCAAGAGUCAUGGGAGUUUAAACCUGUCCAUUACUGCUGAGAAUGUUGAUUGUUACGGGAGUGGUGCUGUUUGUAGGAAAGCCCUGAGCAUCUUGGUUGGAAAUAGUUCCUUGGUCUUUGAUGGUGAUAGCGGAAAGCUGAGUCCUUCCAGCUUCAUGGACACAAAACAGACGAUACAGAUAUGGAAAGCGGGAAUAUUUACCAUGAUACAUUUCCCUGCUGAGGAUAUUUCCAUACUAUGGGAUGAAAGGACAACAACACACAUCCAGGUUGGGCCCAGGUGGCAGGGUAAACUCUCUGGGUUGUGUGGAAAUUUUGACUUGAAAACUGUCAAUGAAAUGAGGACACCAGACCAGAUGGAAGCACCCAAUCCACAAGAGUUUGGGACCAGCUGGACAGCCGUGGAGUGUGCAAGCAGCCCUGAUGUCCGUAAUCCAUGCCACCUGAACCCACUGCGGGAGCCGUUUGCAAAGAAGGAAUGUGGGAUAUUGUUGUGCGAUGUGUUCGAGCCCUGCCAUGCGGUGGUUGACGUCACCUGGUUUUAUUCCAACUGUUUGACUGACACGUGUGCAUGUAACAGAGGUGGGGACUGUGAGUGUUUCUGCACCAGCGUGCUGGCAUAUGCUCAGACAUGCUGCCAACAUGGGGUUGCAAUUGACUGGAGAUCUCCAAACAUCUGCCCUUAUGACUGUGAAUAUUACAACAAAGUGCUGGGGAAGGGGCCGUACUCGCUGGUCACUUACUUGGACGCAGGUACAGUGGUGGCCGCCGAUUUGUUGAGCGGGACUGUUUUCCCAGCUACAAGAGAAAUUUCCAUUCCAGGAGUGGUGACACUUUUUAUGCUGACUCCAGGUCUUCACUUGCCCAAGCCACAUGAUGUGUCACUAGUCUCCCUGGAAGUAGCUGACAAACCAAACUAUUUUCUUCGGACUCGAUUCGAUGGCAGUCUGCACAUAAGUAAAUGGGAAUUCAACGCAACGUUUCGAAAAGAGGCAACGUUUAAAUUCCACAAGGACGCGUGGGUCUGGGGAUAUAACGCCUUUGAAUCUUACUCAAGACAUGGAUUUUUCAUUCAUCUUGCAAGUUCUACUCUCCAUCUGUUGAAAUACAAUCACUCCCAGGGUUUCAGACAUGCUACACUCUUCCAGCUUCAAGAUGCUGAGGUCUUGUCUCCGGUUUAUUCUACCUGUGAGUGGCGGUAUGAGACUUGUGCCAAUCCUUGUAUCAGAACCUGCAGAGAUCCUACAGACAACAUCUGUCAAGAUUUACCAAGUGUGGAAGGCUGUAUGCCUCGUUGUCCGAUGGAUAUGCUGUUUGAUGAAGAUACGCAGAGAUGCGUGUAUCUGCAGGACUGCAUCAGGCCAGCCCUUUAUAUUCAACCUUCCAAAUCCACAUCAGCAGUGCCUGGGGUGUCCACUACUCCAGCCUUUAAUGCUUCAGUCCAGCCUCUGACUUCCAUUACAGUGGCUGAAUUAGGCCAAGCCGCCAGCUCUCCGACAACUUCAAGCACCACAAAGGUGUCUGUUCCCACAUCAACAGUAAAGAUUCCCCUGGUAACCCAGCUGACAACAAGUGCCUCGGUUUUGACCGCAGGCACGUCUCCGGCCCCAUCCUCGAUGGAGGCAGAGACGUCUGCUCCAGAGACCACGUCAUGGACAACACUCACCACAGAACAUGCUUUUGUUCCAUCCACAACAUCGUAUAUGUCACCCACUUCCACGCUAGGCGUUUCGGCGAGGAUAAUAACCACCAAAGCAACUACUGUGUUUGAAAUGUCGACGCCAAUAGAUGCCACAAAACCAACCCAGUUACUAACCGAGUCACAUUUGCCGCCUGCAACCAUUGAAACCCGACGCACUGUCACCACGAGGGAACCUUCAACAACCAGCACAGGGGUAACAUUGCCAACAGCAUGGCGGCCCACCACAACCAAGACAAUUCCUUCGCAGACAGAACCGUUGCCAGAGAAGACUUCCCACUCCACGCCUGUAGCACAUCCCCCCACAGAGACAACGUCAACCACUCAAACUACCUCAGCUCCUCAAACUUCAGAAAUAACAUCGACAUAUCCAACCUCCAAAGAAUUGCAGCCAACUGUUCCUCCCACGCUCAGUGCGACGACCACAAAGUCCACUAGUCCACGUUAUCCCCACUUCACUGUGUACCCUUGGUCCACUGGAACAGCGUCCUUGACGACAGAAAAGACAAAAUCAUCAUCAACUCUCGGACCCUUUAAAUUGUCAGCCACGACAGUAGAGACCUUCCAUCCAUCGACUAAAGAAUUAACAACAUCCUCACCAAUUUUGAUAACAGAAACAUAUAAAACCACCACACCAAGUGCGAGUGAACGGACUAUAACUUUUCCUCUGAGCACAAGAAUACACCCAACAACAACUCCACCUGCGACUGAUCUAGGUUUAACGACAUUGCGUACAACUUCAAAAGAGGUUUCCCCCACAUCAACUACCACGUUGCAUUCAACAGCCUCCACUACAGUGUCCUCAAAAACCACAGCUCUCGAAACAUCGAUGCCCGUGGCAUUUCCAAAUAUGACAACCGCGUGGUAUCUGGAGCAAUCCUAUCCAUCGCCGUCUACGAAACGUCCAGAAAGUGGUCCAACUGUGGAAGGUUUCCAGACGACUUCAACUCUACAGAGCACAGAAAUGACGGCCAGUUCGACAGCAGAACCGUACUCGAGCGGUACCUCGCUCUCACCGCAACCAACCACCACAAUGAGAUUCACAACUACUCACACAACCACCCAGUUCGAAACUUCAUCCUUGCAGCCAUUAAUAACAUCCACCACCGCGAUCCCAACAUCCACACGACGUGUGUCUCUUCCAACGUCAACACUGAAAACAACCACUGCAACUGUAGCCACCCAACUCGGAACAACCACAGUCUCGCCUACGUUGCUUACAAGUACCUCAGCUGAAUCCUCCACUGUUGCUGCAGAGGUCACGUUUGAAACAACAGAAACCGCGCACGCAAUAAAUGCGACCGUAACUGUCUUUUCACUUUCCACAGCGACAACACCAACCUCAGCCCCCAGAACCACCACUGUAAGCGUAACCACUCUGCUGUUAGAUAUAGGUGGAACUAGGCCUACGACUGUCUUGUUUAAAACACCAUUAGCGACGGAGACAUCAGCAGUUUCAGUGCAUGAAGCAUCUGCUACAUCUGCGGGAGUUAACAAGACAACUGCAUCGCCUGUUACAUCUACUAGACCUACUACUGAAACUGGUAAAGAUGUUGGAAAAACAGCACCAUCUCCACGACUGCUGAGUACUGUGGAAACGGUGUCUGUGGGUUUGAAUGGAACUCUUCCCACUACCUCGAAAGUAACUUCAGUUAAAUAUGAAUCUUCAACUACACAGUCAUCAACUGCCUCGGAAUCACUACCAUCUACCUUAUCCAAUGUCACCUCAUUGACAAUUACUUCUGCUGGGGUAUUCGAAUCAGUCGCUGGCCCAACAGUGUUCACAACAACUGCCUACUCCACAGGUCUGACCGUCGCACCAACCAGCCAAUGCACUAUCCCAUUUCCGCAGGAUGUAGAUGAAUGUGUCACACAGAUCUGCAUGGAAGGGCAAGUAAUGCAAAUCAAUCGAUCACAUCAUUGUCCCCAGAUCGUCAUUCCACCGAGCUGUGAGUUCCGUGGUUUUGCCGUGCAGGUGAACACUGACAAGUGUUGUCCACAGUGGGAAUGUCCAUGUCGAUGUUCCAUUCUUGCCAAUCUGCACAUCAUUACUUCUGAUGGAUACGGCUUUGGCGUUUCUAGAGCAGCCUCGUACAUUAUUGCUUCAACAGCAAAUGAGACUAUUACCGUAGGAAUCAGCGAAUGUCUUAACAACCAGAUGAUCACAAUGAUGCAACCACAAGUGAACUCCACCUACAUCUGCCUAACGAAGCUUAAUAUAACUCAUGGGUCGAAUAUUGUCAUUAUCGAUCAGCAAAGGAGAACGUUGAACGUUAAUUCAAAGUUGGCCUACACUCCAUUCCGAAGAUUUGAUUUUGAGAUCGUUGAUACUGGGAGCAUGUACACCAUUGUGACUCCAGCGGGUAUAAUCAUACAGUGGUUUCACAGCACCAGGAUUAUGGUCAUCAACACUGGAACACCCAGUAAAAAGCUCGCUAAUUUGGGACUAUGUGGUUAUUGUGACGGAAACCCAACAAAUGACUUGACUUUUAAAAAUGGCACAGUUCUUGGCAAGGAUGUUGAUCCAGGCGUCUUUGCGGAGGAAUGGGCAGUGGCCAGCACGGAGACUGGAAUUAAAAUGAUUCGGCAAUAUGAGGUGAAUUGUUCGACUGGCAACUGCUCCGAGUGCUUCAAAAUGCUCCAGAGCGGAACAUUUGCCCCCUGCCAUGCACAAGUUUCUCCAGAGAUGUUUUGUGAACUCUGGAUCCGAGACUCGCUGUUUGUACACAACCAUUGCUCGGCGCUGGGGGCGUACGUGGCGCUGUGUAAUAAGUUCAGUAUUUGCCUUGACUGGAGGAGGCCAGACUAUUGCGCUUUCACGUGUCCUCCGCCCAUGAUAUACCAAGCUUGCGUGCUGACCUGUGAAGCAAAGACCUGUCAGAACAGAAUUUUCUUCCCAUCAGAAGAUACUUCAUGUCCCACCAUAAGUGAAGGAUGUGUCUGUCCGGAGGGAUCCAUUCUCCACCGCCUUGACUCCACCCUGUGCAUUCCUGAGGCAAAAUGUGCUUGCACUGAUAGCUGGGGGCUUCCGCACGCUGGGGGCGAUACGUGGAAUGCAUCAGUGGACGGCUGUUGCAUGUAUCAGUGUCUGGAGAACGGGACCAUUGUUACCGUUGACCACGACUGUUCAGCUGUCCCAGAACCAGUUUGUCGUCGCUCUGGGGAAGUAGUGGUCAAUCUCGCUGGCGAUCGGAGCUGCUGCCCUGAAAAGAUAUGUGCUUGCAAUCAAACAGUCUGCACAAGUUUUGCCCCCCAGUGUUCAUAUGGAGAGCGACUUAUUACCCAUUACAAACCAGACUUCUGCUGUCCUGGCUACUUUUGCGAAUGCGAUCCAGAGAAGUGUGGGUCUGAUAUCCCGAUUUGUCGAGAGGACCAGACAUUGAUUGCUACUCGAGCUGAUGGCAGUUGCUGUUUGGCAUACAUCUGCAUGUGCGGUGCUUGCUCGGACCAGAUACCCACCUGCUCGGAAGGAGAGAUGAUCACGGUGGACAACAACACAACGGAGAUGUGUUGUCCAAACUACCAGUGUGUUUGUGAAAUAAAUCGAUGUCCAAAGUUUCAGUGUCCUACGGGAAUGCAGGAACUCCAUGCAUGGAGUCCGGAUCGGUGCUGCCCAGUUCAUUCCUGUGAAUGCGCCUGUGAGACAUUUCCUAAACCUCAGUGCAAAUUGGGAGAGAUAUUGGUAAAUGAACAACAAUUUGGAAAUACUACAUCCAAUCCAUGUGCCUGCCCGGAAUACAAAUGUGUAAAUGACAAAGUGUGCAUUGAUGGAGAGAGAGGUACAUUGCGCCCAGGUCAAGUCAUUGUGGAGCACACCACAGAUGGGCUGUGUUACACCACACAGUGUACACACAACCUGGACAAUCAAACUGGUGUCUACAACCUGCUCGUCAACAUGGUUAACUGCUCGGCACAAUGUGAAAUGAACCAGGUUUACAUUCCUCCUGAUGACCCGACAACUUGUUGUGGUGUUUGCAAGAAUGUAUCCUGUCUAGAUAACUUGGAAAAUGAAAAUACAACCUUUCACAAGCCUGGAACAUCGUGGGUGUCCAACUGUGUCAGAUACGAUUGUACUGACACGGUUUCGGGACCCGUCUUGAUCACUUCAAACAUAAUUUGCCCGCCUUUCAACAAAACUGCGUGUUUGAAGAUUGGAGGAUCUGUUAUAACAUACAUGGAUGGCUGCUGUCAAAUUUGUAAAGAGGAUGUAAAGUCAUGUCAGAAGGUGGUGGUGAGGAUGACCAUUCGAAAGAACGAUUGCCGAAGUAACAGACCUGUAAACAUAGUGUCAUGUGAUGGAAAGUGUCCCUCAGCAAGUAUAUACAACUACAGCAUUAACACGCACGCCAGGUUCUGCAAGUGUUGCAGGGAAAUUGGGCUGCAGAAACGCAUGGUGCAGCUCUACUGCAGCAGCAACACAACCUGGGUCAACUACUCUAUCCAAGAACCGACAGACUGCUCCUGCCAGUGGUCCUAGAGUUCGACGGGCAGAAUCGAACAAGAAACAACCACUACUGUCUCACCUGUGAAACAAAAGGUUUUUGACAAUCUGUAGUUUGGUGCCACAUGCAGUCUGUUCCAAUUAAUCCCGAUCUAUAUUUAGGAAUUUUUAUUAUUAUUCUAGUUUGACAUUUUACUGACGAUCCUUUAUUUCUCACUCCUUCACCAUUCUCUACAAUACUGCCUGAAACAGUUCAUUAAUUUAACUCGCAAAAGAAAACUCUGCCUCCUACCUGCUUAAGGUCGCCAAAGAAAUCCAGCAAACUCGAGUCUAACUUGUGCUAUUCUGAGAGUUUACCUCAAAUUGUUUCACUGCAAGUGACCUACCGGUUUAGAACACGAUGCAGUACAGCACAAGAACAGGCCCUUCGGCCCACAAUGUCUGUGUUGAACAUGAUGCCGGCAGCAUCAUUCGGCCAAUCACGGCUUAUCCAUCUUUCUCUCCCGACCCCAUUCUAAUGCCUUUUCCCCCAUAACCCUUGACACCCUUACUAAUCAAGGGUCUGUCAAUCUCCAAUAUAUCCAUUGACUUGGCAUCCACGGCAAUGAACUCCACAGAUUCACCACCCUCUGACUGAAGAAACUCCUCCUCAUUUCUUUUCUAAAAGUACAUCCUUUUAUACUGAGGCUAUGGCCUCGGGUUCCAGACUCUUAUCUACCCGCGCAUGAUCCAUAUCCCUCCAUUCCUUGCUCAUCCAUGUGUCUAUCUAAAAGGCUCUUAAAUGCUUCUAUCCUAACUGCCUCAUCCACUAUUCCAGGCACCCACCACUGUCUGUAAAAAAUAAAGUUGCCCGACGCAUCUCCUUUAAACUUUGUCCACUGGCCAGAGAUAUUUGAAUGCCCAAGUAGAAAGAGUUCGAUUUCCUGGCCCCCAUUCCCUCACUUAAAAGCAAACAGGCCUCACACAAAAUAUAUUACCUAAAAUUUCCAUAAAUAAUUCCACAAUUAUCUUAAUUAUCCAUUUUUAAUUAAACGUUAUCUUUUGAAACAUUUUUGUACAGAACUAUUGACUGGUAUUGCCAAUGGAUUUAGUAAAACACCUCAAAUGUUUUUUUUUAAUUCUGUUACUUUUAAGGUGAGUUUACUCACUGAUCUUUUUCUCAAAAUAUUUCAAUGUCUGUUUUUUUUUUAAUGAUUUACAUUAAACUUUAAUUAAAAAAUUUAAGGGUAGGUUAUGGCAUAGAUAUGUAGUAGAUACAUUACAGAUAAUUGGAUUCUGUAUAUUUCGGUGCACUUUAUUUAAACAUUAAAACAAAUAAAACAGAACCACCUUUUUCCAUAUUUGUGGACAUCCUAUAUUUAGUCAAAAUUGCUGUGAAAUGAGUAAUUAUUUUUUUAUCAUACAUGUGCGUGUAGUUUUCUAGUUAUAUAUUCACAGAUUAUGCUGAUCUCCAAUUGAUAUGGGUUUUUGUGAUAAUUCUAAUUAUAUAAAUAAAGAUUUAAAAUAAGUGGACCAAGAA